This is a messenger RNA of Penaeus indicus, 5644 nucleotides long. RefSeq lists its product as uncharacterized. NCBI's taxonomy places the organism in Eukaryota, Metazoa, Arthropoda, Malacostraca, Decapoda, Penaeidae. The transcript is spliced from 11 exons. The coding region runs from base 1027 to 5427 and encodes 1466 amino acids. The record is from RefSeq and is a predicted model, not a curated record.
CAAGGAUUUCUUGUGAAUCCCUGUUGAAUAUCACGUUUUAGCAAGAAAUAUUUAAACAAUGAAAGCAUGACUAAUCAUUGAAUACUAGGCAGACAAAAGCAUAGUAAAACUCCCUUUAAUAAAAAGAAAAAGAAAAAAAGAUAUAUCAUCUUGAAGACUACAACGAUAAACUCACAAAUAUACAUAAAUAUGAACACCAAAGCAUUUGUUUUUGACUCCUUUAUGUGAACUAAAACAGCCAGAAACAUGUUAUCUCCCCGCCAUCCUUAUGUGCGUAGAUGCGCAGGAGAGAGAAAAAAAAAUGUCGCGGAUAAUGGCAACUCUGGUCUUGUUGAAUGACCAUUAUGGCCUGAUGUAUGCAAUGAAUAGUCCGUAAUAGUCCUUGCUUCGAUAACUUCGUUUAUUCAUCAUCAUCGUCUCAUUAGCUUCGGUGAUAUUGAAUUUUAGAACGAGUAAUGUCUGUGAGAAGCGAAAAGGAACUUGGGUUAUGUAGUCGUAAUCAUUACCUUCAAGUAAUGUUUUUAGGUUUGAUUAAUCAGUGUGGGUGUGGAUAGGCCACUUUAUUGACAAAUGCUUUGCAAUUAGUUUCCGUGCAGUCAUCGUAACUCGAACCAUUUCCUUGCAAAGCGAUAAGUUAUCUUUCGCCAUAACACGCAUUAAUUCCCGGAUGGCUAAAUGGUAUCCUAAUUACCGUGUUUUCAGAUUACAUUCGAAGGCAUUCUUCAUACUCACGAUUGCAUGCUUUUCAGUGCAUUAAACCGUCGCAGCCCGUCAAUAAGAGUUCCCCGACUCUCCUUAUCUCUUGAAUAUACUACAAUAACACUCUCCUCCAGCCAAUAUUGAUAAUACGAUUAGAUAAAUCCAAAAAAGAAAAGAAAAAAAAGUCUCAAGUAACGGAAAUCCGAAUACAUUCUCCCGCGAGAAGCACAGCGACGGGCGGGAUCGUUGCGCAACCGACCGACAGGCAACAGAGGAGAGGCUUUAAUGUUUUGAAAAUGACUUGAGUCUCGAAGGGAAAUCCACGCCAUGUCACGCCGGGAAGACUCCAAGAGAGAGAGAAUCCGGGCAGAGGAAGAAGCCCUGAAUAAGCAGCUGCAAGAUGCGGGCUUGUACGAGGAGGGGAUGGGCCUGGAAGAGAAGAGGACCAUGCUGCAGUUGUUGGAGGAAUCUCGAGCCUCGGCCCAGCAGGAGGCAAAGGAACGUGAGCAUUGGAGGCAGCAAGAAGAACAGAUCUUAAAUGAAACCCUAAACAAGUCCUUUAAUGAUAAUCCUGAGGAGGAUCAGCAAAGUGCUAUUGGGUCCAGCAUACAAGACAAUGAAGAUAACUCACGGGACUCAGACGUGGUGGCCAUUCCGUCAGGCAGUGACAAGCAUGACGUUAGAAAUUCAGGUAAUACUUCAGAUUGUGGUUCAGUCACUCCCGAUCUGUCACCUCUCCGGCCAGGUUCACCAGAGCUCCUUGUACCCUCGCUUUCUCCCAGACAAGAACAACGUGCUGCUGAUAGGCCUUCAACCAGCAAGAGCAAGUCUAACAAUAUCACAGGGAAGGAAAAGACAAAGGGGAGCUCACAGAAUUCCGAUGAGGACUUAUUUUGUGAUUCUCAGAGUUCUGACCAGUUUGUGAAUAGGAGGAAACAUCAGGAAUGCAUUGUAACUGAAUCUCACGUGAAAGUGGACUCUAAAGCUUCACUGAGCAGCCCAGGGAGAAGGAGACCAGUGCAGCAGAAGCUAACUGUUGUCAGGACUGUGGAAAGGAGAACAUUCAUUGUAGAGGAAAGUAACUCAGAGCCUUUGGAAGCUCAGAGGUCCAUGAGAAGGUACAGUGUAGAAGAAGUGCCAUCAGAAAGUGAUAAAUCUGAGUCAAAAGUCAGUAGUUACUCUCAGCCAUUGUUCUCCAGUGGUGAAGAUAGUUCAAGAAAGCAGAGACACGUCUCUGAAGAUGAGGACGGCAUACAGCUGCUUUCACCAGUCAUUGGACAGAGGACAGUGUCAAGCAGAAGUGCACCAUCAUCAAGUGCCAAACAGAAUAAUCAGACUUUACAAGAUGCAGAGGUGUCAAAUUCUAUUGAAGCUGAGCCCGUUCGUCAAAUAGAUGCUGUGAUGUUGGGGGACAGUGAUGAUGACUUUGUGCUGCCAUCACCAAGUGUCUCUCAAAGCACCAACUCCAAUCAGGUUGAAAAGUUGUGCUCAACUCCUGAUGGUUGCGAGUCUCAGAAAACUCAAGAAGCUGGGAAGAGCAAACAUCCACCUCAGGAAAGACAAGCAAGUGAUGUCAGUGAUAAAACAGACCAUGGGAAGAAUGCUGAGGUUGAUUGUUCCAUAGACAGCCAGUCACCAAGGCAUAACCACAAGAAGGCAGCUGAUGGUGCUGGUAAUCACAAUAUGGAAAUAUCUGAUAGUGACGAUGAAGAUCACAGUUUCAAUUACCAAAAUGACAGGAAGAGGAAUGUGAAUGUCUUUUGUCCUCAAGAUAAUUCUGAUAUACCACUGAAGAGAAGGAGGAAAAUGACAGUGGAAGAUCGUAAAGUGAUUUAUUUCAAAUCUAGUGAGGAAACCUUAGAUGACUGCUUCAAACGGAUUCUCGGCAUGAUUAGUCAAGAUAUGGAGAGACUGGAACAAAAUCAGUCAAGUCUUAGUUACCGGUUGAAGUGGAUGCCACCUGUGGUUAUUGAUAAAAGAGUAAAGGACUCACUUGAUCGCCCAGGUGCACACAACAGGAGGAAAGCCGGGGGACCAGCAGCAGGAAGCAGUGAACGGGAAAUGCCACACAGGACAACACGAUAUAUCACGAGAACGAUGGAAAUUCAAGGAGAGGAAUCUCAGUACUCAGACGAUUCAUUGCCAGAUCUGUGCCACCUGGAAGAACAGAACUCGGUCCCACAAAACAAAAGAAUACUCAAGAGAAGGAGCUUACACCUGGGCCUAAGUCAGAAAAGAGCAAAGCUUGCCACUCUUCUUGAAAACAAGGAGAGUGAGAACUCCGAGAAGUUAGCAUGCGACUCGGAGGAAGAGUUUGAAAAUGAUUCUAUAUUUCCCGUGAAGAAUACACAAAGUUCAGAUGAAAGGUUUUCUCAUCAAAACAAAUCAAGCAAAGCCUCUCAAGAAGUUUCAUCUUCUAAGUCUGUAGAAAUGAGGAAUAAUGAAUGUGAUAGUGAGGAAGAGAAUAUGUGUAUUGUCAGUCAAGCAUCAGAUGAGGAAUGUACUGUUAUGGAGAAACCAGCACCUUCAGAGGGACAGAGACAAGAGACUGAGCAGCCAAGUGUUUUACAUAAAACACCAAAAGGUUCAAAAGGUAGCUCUGAGGUUGGAAAUCUGAAACGACCUUCAAGGAAAACAUUCAUGUUAUGUACUCCUGAAGAUGCUGGGGUCAAUAGAGACUGUGAUAGUGCAUCCUCUACCACUGUGCAAGCACAAGCACAGAGCGAGAUCAGGGAACAGAUACCUUAUUCAGAUGAACCAUCAACUAGUGGGAUACAGCUGAUGUCGGAAGUUAAAACCCCCAUGAGGUCUCGUGAAAGAGGGAAGGCAAAGCACACCUCCCUCAACUCGAGCAACAAGAGAAUGAAACCCCUGAACUUUGUCAGUUCAUCAAGAAAUGAUGAUGCAGGAAGUCAGCUGGACAAAGACGUGCAAGCAGGACCAAGCAGCAAUGUGGAUAUUUGUAUCUUGGAUGACAAUAGUUCGGCAACAACAACAACAAGUAGUCUGAGUUCGAGCAACCAGGCAGGCAGGUCAGGGACAGUAAGGCGAGAAAAAGGUGACCAACCACAGAUACGGCCUGCCCCUCUCAAGUUCAGGAAGACUAACUCAAGAGAGAAAGGUGCUGAAAAUCCAAGUAGGGGAGAAGAGGAAAAGGAGACUGAACAGAUUACAUCAAGUAUUGCAUUACAGAGACAGGUGCCAAAUGGCCAGUUCCUAGAGGAUGGCCGAGAUGAAGAGGAGGAGGAGGAAGACAGCAACAUGGUACCUUGUCCUCUGUGUGAAAAACAUUACCCGAUGAAGCAGAUUGAGAUCCACGCAUCAGAUUGUUUGGAGACGAAUGACCUGCAGCAGGAGCAGGUUGUUCCCUCAAGUAGUAGACAGAGCAAAAGGAAGGUAAUAAAGCCCACACAGGCAGCAGAAGAGGAAGAAGACAUGGAAAUAGAGGAGGUGAUGGAAAUGAGAGGCGAGAGUAUCCCCACAGUCGUAGGAAGAGCAAGAACACCCCCGGGGAAAGUGAGGUGCACAUACUGUAAGGUGGUCAUGAAGGAGGGGGAUGACUACCUCAUUCAUGUGCAAUCCUGUAUAGCUAAACAGCAGAUCAAGGACUCCAUUAUGUCUCCUAGCAGUGCUAAUACACCAGCGGGCAAGAGUGGAUUUAAACGAGUGGGGGGUUUGCAGAGCCAGGGAUUGAGGGGUCCAGGAGCAAGAGCAGGAAGCCUCUUCGACCAUUUAGAAGGUGGCUUGGUGUGUGUCCGAGGAGACAUCACAGCCCCAGAAUAUAGCAACAUCCAUACAGCCCUGGUUCAGAUCCUCAACUGUGUGGCUGUCAGGCCCCAUGGACUGUCAGAAGUCUUGGCAAAGAAAUAUCCCUAUAGUGAUUUGUAUAGUUCUCGGAGACAAAUUAAAAACUACAAUCGUUCAGUGGUGGAAGACAGACCCCGGCCGGGCACGAUUGGCAUUUGCCGUCCUAAAACCCCGUUCCGUGGGCCCAUCGUCGUUGAUGUCUUUGGACAGUUCUACAUGGGGAAAGAGAGAAACAGAAACCUCAUGAACAAAAGGUUGGCAAAGACGCUGCAGGACACGAACAACAGUAGCGAGAGAGAUCCAGAGCUCCUGGAAGGCCUGAUCGAGGACACAGCAGACAACAGAAUCAGAUGGUUCCGGGAAGCCUUGGAGCAGCUGGCCAAGCAGGUCAUGGAGGAAGACAUCAAGCACGUGGUCUUUCCCUACUGCAUCGGCUGUGGACUGGCGGGGGGGAACUGGGAGAGGAACUAUCAUCCUGCCAUCAAGAAAUUUGCCGAGAAAGUAAGAGCGCUCAAUGUGAAAGUGACCAUUGUACAAAAGACGGAGGAGCAAAAGACGGAUAGUGACAUUGCCGUAAUUGGAACAGUGAAGAAAUCUGGAGUUUCAGGCUCACCCAAAGGUUGUAGUGUAAAUACAAAAAAGAAAGUUAAUCUUCAACUCCAACUUAAUUCAUCGGUUUCAAGCAGCUCUGAAGAAUCGGAAGAAGAGUACGAGAUACCAACAUCACCCAGUAGGAAUUUCAUCCCAAUUAGUGAACAGACGGAUUCCCUCAUCGAUUACCACAACCAGUUCAACAAGAGAAUCCAAAGGCCUUUAGUUCCCGGAGCUGUCGGCCCGGGAGCGAAUAAAAGGGGACGCAAACGGAGAAGAAAAAGAACAAAAUCUUCAAAGAGAGGGACGAGCAAGAAGAUGAAAUCUUGAUGUUCUGAAUCUCACCGACUUGAAAGAAGGAUUUAAGAGUAAUUUCUUUUGAAACAAUGUGAUGAUGACACUAUUUUUCUAUACUUUCUUGAUAUACUAGUUGUUUAAAACAGUUGUGGUUGUAGUAUAACUUUUAUGUUGUUAGCUUACUUAUUUCUUAUUGUUAAUAUUAAAACCAGUCUUUUUGUAUGAAGUAAAUAAAUUAUAGAAAAAUGUA